This is a messenger RNA of Solanum verrucosum, 1205 nucleotides long. Its product is annotated as B3 domain-containing protein Os01g0234100-like. The transcript is spliced from 8 exons. NCBI's taxonomy places the organism in Eukaryota, Viridiplantae, Streptophyta, Magnoliopsida, Solanales, Solanaceae. Gene Ontology annotation, molecular function: DNA binding. Bases 233 to 1033 code for a protein of 266 amino acids. The record is from RefSeq and is a predicted model, not a curated record.
AAAUACUCGUUGAAUUUGUCAGGGUUACAAGAAAAGAGGAAAACAAAAAGCUACCCAAAAAUUAAGAAAUUGUGUGCCUGCAAUUUCACGAGAUCAAGAGGAUUAGACCUUCUCUGCUUCUCAUGUCACACAGAAACCUUAGGUAAUGAAGGACAGGUCAUUGGAACUCAAAGGGUGGCAUAAGCAAGUUGUUUGCAAGAAGUCCAAGAAACGUUGAAGCUGUAAAAAGAAAAUGGCAAUGAUGCACAAUCUUUAUGGUCAAAUUGAUUUGGCUACAUCUGCCAAAUAUCGAGCAGAGGAGGUCCUAUCAAGAUUGAGCACAAAAUAUCCAAGCUUUAUGAAGCCUAUGAUCAGAUCAAAUGUUAGUGGAGGUUUCUGGCUAUCUCUUCCAAGGUUAUUCUGCCAGCUGCAUAUGCCACGGCAUGAUGUAACCGUUACUUUGGUAGAUGAAAGUCAGGAAGAGUACAAAACAAAAUAUCUUGCUGAGAGGAAUGGACUCAGUGGUGGAUGGCGGGGUUUCUCGCUUUCACAUGGCUUAGUGGAGGGAGAUGUUUUAGUUUUUCAGUUAUUCAGAUUCUGCAAAUUGAAGGUGUAUAUGGUCAGAGCCAAUUAUUUGGCUGAAGUUGACGCCGCACUUGUUCUUCUCCAUUUAGAUGCUCACCAUAAACAAAUUGAUCCUGUGCACCAAAGGCAGCAUAAUAUAAGUAUGAAACAAGUUGGGAUCAAGCGUCAAAGACUUUCCUCACAAGAAGGGGAUGAUUAUUCUACAGAAAACAUGUUACACAAACAUAGUCAUUCGAGGAAUAUGUUCAAGAAUCUUGAUUUACCUUCAAAAGGACUGGACUAUGAAACUCUUAAUAUUGUAGAUGCUGUAAAAGCCAGGAAACUCAGUGACCCUCCAAAUGGUACUUUCUCAUCCUGGAACACAAGGCCAACCGUACUUGAGCAGUUAGAGAUCAGACCAUUUUCGAGUGGGUACUCCAUUGAACCAGCUUUAACCCUAUCAGGGGCAGAAAUGGUAUUUAGGCCGUGAACGCGGUUGCUCCUCUUAUCCUUGACUUUAACUAUAGUGUUGAAGUUGUAUACAAUGGAUUGUAAAAUCUUUUUUUACACCAGUGUGAUUUUAGUUAUAGCAUGUCAUUGCUUUAUUAUCCGAAUUACAAUAUUAGGCUUGAUAGGAAGAGUUACGUGUUAAUGUAAAUCAA